Molecule: messenger RNA, 2158 nt
Organism: Scheffersomyces amazonensis
Lineage: Eukaryota; Fungi; Ascomycota; Pichiomycetes; Serinales; Debaryomycetaceae
Product: ubiquitin-protein ligase
Exons: 1
Coding region: 459-2132 (557 amino acids)
Source: RefSeq, a predicted model, not a curated record
UUAUCUAUAUUAUUAUUAUAUUACUUAUUAUUUAUUAUAUUAUAUUAUAUAACAUCUAUUACUUAUAUAUUAUUAUACUACUCCAUUACAUAAUAUCUUACCUACGCGUUCAUCUUUAUUACUCAUUACUCAUUCCGACACAUGACUCGGAUCACAUUCCCCAUUUCCCAUUUCCCAUUUAUUUUCCCACCACUUGAUCUUGUGACAUUCCUUAAUUCCGCACUCUAUAUAAUAACCGGUAAGAUCAUUCGUAAUUACGAACCCAUAAACACUUGUCGUACCACUGUGGUAACACAUACUAUAAAUAGUGCAAUAGUUAAUUAGUCUCAUUAAUAGUGAGACCUUUGUGGUUAAAGUAUAUCUAAAUAAUAUAUAGUCAAUUUCCAAGUCAUACGCAUUAAUACUUAUCCAAUAACCGAUAGAUUACAAAUCAAGGAGUCCACGACAUUAUCUCCACCAUGGACAAUAACCAACAAAAUAAUGAAGGUAGAGGUUCAGAUGGGAGGUCAGGAUCUUCUACUGAUGGUCUGAGUAAUUCAGAUCAAAAUAGUAAUUCUAAUACUACAAGUACUAAUUCUGAAUCAAAUCCUAAUAGAAGUCAUAGAACCCAUUUGAACUUAUUUGAUAGGUUUAUGGAUAAUUUACUUGAUAGAAGUCAUAGAAAUUCUACUACUAGAAGUACUACAGCAACUGAUACUCCUUAUCCAGGAGCUAAUCCAACUAAUACAUCAUCUACCACAAAUACAAGUAAUACUUCACCAGAAAGUGAUGAUUCUCGUUCAAUAGUUAUAACAGUUAAUUAUGUAUUCUCUGAUGAAAACAAUCCUCGAUUCCCUAAUCGUGCUGGUUCAUUAAUCUUAUCAUUACCUAAUAAUUCAUCUAAUCGAGACCCUAGAGCUAUUCAAGAAUUUAUAAGAUUAGCAACUCAAAUGGCUUAUUCAUCAAUAAUAAAUGGUUUACAUAAGGAAAAAGGUAUUACUGUUGAUAAAUUUAAUUCAUUUCCUACUGUAAUAGAUUUCUCAAAUGGUAAUGAUGAAACUAAUAGAAAGCAUGAUCAAACUUGUUCAAUUUGUUUUGAAGAUUUUGAUAAUAUAAAUAAAGAAUUAUCUAAGAUUGAAGAUGAUGAAGUUGUUGAUGUUAAAAAGAGAAAAUUACAUGAUGGAACAGAUAAUUCAACUGCAACUGAUAGUAGAAGUAAUAGUAGAAAUGGUAAUUCUAGUCAAGUACCUUCUCGUCCUCAAACCCCUGUACCUGAACAAGAAUCUCACCCAUCUCAAUCAUCUCAACCUCAAUACUUAUGUGAUUAUGUAGGUCAGUUUGAUCAUUCCGCUAUUAAAAUGCCUUGUGGUCAUAUAUUCGGUAAGGAAUGUUUAAGUGAAUGGUUAAAGGGUCAUACCACAUGUCCCUUGUGUAGAUCAUCGGUAGCUGAUGAACAACAGCAACAAGACAGUUUUGGAAAUAAUUUCACCGUAUUUAAUAUUCCAUUAAAUAGAGAUGAUGAAGAAACUGGUACUCCAGCUGCAACAGCUACUGCCACAUCUACUUCUACUAGUACUACUACUUCAAGUUCAACUGUUCCAUUAGCACCUUCUUCAGCCCUGAUUCCAGCACCAAUUCCUGAACCAACACCAACUGCUUCAGCUACUAGUCCAGGUGCUACUGCAUCUGGUGAUAGAUUUCAUUACUUUGGCAUUUCUAAUUCAGAUACUGAUUCAACUAAUCGUCAAAGAGAGGGACGACCUCUGAUAUUUGAAAGAGCAAGACAAACCAGAUCCCAUAGAAGAUCUCCAAGUCGUUCUUCACCAUCCACCAGUGCAUCACAAAGUACUUCAAGUGGUUCUAGUCUUGGACAACCACUUGCCAAUUUGUUACGUUGUCUUCGUAGACCAAGAAGUAAUAAUUCACAAACAGUACCAGAACCAUUAUUUCCUACUGGAAUUGCUAGUAGAAGAACUGCCAAUGGAAUUGAAACCUUUCCUAGUGACUCUAGUGAAGAUAUUGCUGAUUUCUUGAAUUUAACUUCCAUGAUUAAUAACAGUAAUGAUGACAACGAUAACAAUAACAAUAACAAUCACAAUAACAACGGUACUAUGGAUAAUGAAACUAAUGGUGAUACUGAAUCAUCUCAUUAAGGUUUAGGGUUUAGGAUUGUGGGUUU